This is a messenger RNA of Chironomus riparius, 773 nucleotides long. The record is from the annotation of a GenBank genome assembly. NCBI's taxonomy places the organism in Eukaryota, Metazoa, Arthropoda, Insecta, Diptera, Chironomidae.
UUUUUCGCAAACAAACCAGACGCGAUCGUUUUCUCCUCAUAAAAAUAAAUAAUUGAUUAGUGAUAAAAAAGUUUGUUAAGCAUGAAAUCUUUCCUAGGCAUUGAUCUCAAAACAGGCGGAUAUGUGAUAUUGACGAUAUACUUAAUUGAAAAUAUAUUAAUAUUCUUAAUAACUGCGAUACGAUCAAAUAUGAAACAUGAGCACAGUAACGACGAGUAUAUAGUACUUCCAACUGACAUAAAAAUCGAAGUUCAUACAGCUUUCCUACACUUCCUUGUCGUUUUCUCGACUGCUGCAAUCAUGUUAUCAACAUGUGGAUUAAUUAUUAAGCGAACAAAGUUCAUCAUGUGGUUCUACUUUUUCCAUCAAGGCAUUGGAAUUGAGAUUUUAAUUAUUUUGUUGCCGGUGAUAGCGGCAAAGUCUGUCAACACAAUGUGCAUUCUCUCGGCAAUACCGCUGAUUAUUUUUAUUAUUAUCAAGUGCUACUGUUGGGUUGCAAUGGUCUCAUUAUAUAAAUUAGAGAGGAUAGAGGAAAGACGUGUGCAAUUUGGGAAGCAAUGGAUUAUUAAUUCCUUAAUGACCAUGCAGCCAGGCGUUAGACUGACAAUUCCGGAUCAAGAUAAUGUUAAUGUGCCAUAUGAGCGACUAUAGCUUUAAAUUAUACAGUGAUAAAUGUUGUUGCUAUAUAUAUAUUUAUGUAUUUCCCAUAUUGUGAUGAAUCAGCAUUUAAGAAAUAAAUGAAAAAAACCUUAAUUUUAUUAGUACUGAGUCAG